This is a messenger RNA of Ricinus communis (castor bean), 1372 nucleotides long. RefSeq names its product 3-oxoacyl-[acyl-carrier-protein] reductase 4. Gene Ontology annotation, biological process: fatty acid biosynthetic process. Gene Ontology annotation, molecular function: NAD binding; 3-oxoacyl-[acyl-carrier-protein] reductase (NADPH) activity. The coding region runs from base 82 to 1029 and encodes 315 amino acids. Lineage: Eukaryota; Viridiplantae; Streptophyta; Magnoliopsida; Malpighiales; Euphorbiaceae. The record is from RefSeq and is a predicted model, not a curated record. The transcript has 11 exons.
GGUAGGAAUUUUCGUUAAAAAAUAAAGCAUAAGAAAAAAGUUUAUGCUUCCAUCUUGUUGCUUCUUCAUGGGCUGAUUGUUAUGGCCACUGCAACGAUUGCCUUCAACUCCUUCGCAUCUCCAAUUACACGGCGCAUCUCCGUCCUUCGCCGCCCUCAUCUUUUUCCUUCCAUACUCGGCCGGAGCUCCAAUCUCUCAGGCUUCGCUUUCACUUCCUGUUUCUCCUCCAAUUUCACCUCCUUUGGCAGUAGUAUUAAAGCUUUAAGUGUUGGCGUGUCCGGCAAUAAUGUGGAAUAUCCUGUGGUUAUUGUUACCGGAGCUUCUAGAGGAAUAGGCAAAGCAAUUGCAUUGACUCUUGGCCAAGCUGGUUGUAAGGUUCUCGUAAAUUAUGCGAGGUCGUCAAAGGAAGCUGAACAAGUUUCAAAAGAGAUUGAGGCAUCUGGGGGUCAAGCUCUCACAUACGGUGGUGAUGUUUCAAAAGAAGAUGAUGUGGAAUCAAUGAUUAAAACUGCAGUUGAUGCUUGGGGAACUGUUGAUGUGUUGAUAAAUAAUGCAGGAAUAACACGGGAUGGAUUACUAAUGCGAAUGAAAAAGCCUCAAUGGCAGGAGGUUAUUGAUUUAAAUCUCACCGGUGUAUUCCUUUGCACACAGGCUGCUGUCAAAAUUAUGAUGAAAAAGAGGAAGGGAAGAAUAAUCAACAUAGUAUCUGUUGUUGGUCUGGUUGGCAAUGUUGGACAGGCCAACUACAGUGCUGCAAAAGCAGGAGUUAUUGGCUUUACCAAAAGCGUGGCAAAGGAAUAUGCUAGCAGAAAAAUAAAUGUAAAUGCUGUGGCUCCAGGGUUUAUUGCGUCUGAUAUGACUGCCAAGCUUGGAGAAGACAUUGAGAAGAAAAUCUUGCAAACCAUCCCUUUAGGGCGAUAUGGAAAGCCAGAAGAAGUUGCUGGGCUAGUAGAAUUCUUAGCACUUCAUCCUUCUGCCAGUUACAUUACUGGACAGGUCUUCACCAUUGACGGAGGCAUGGUGAUGUAGAUGAUUAGGAAUCUCCAAUGCAGCUGGCUUCCUCAUAAAGAGCACGCAAUGAAGCAUAGAAAGGAAUUUCAAGUUUCAAGUUCAGCAGUGUGUUAUUUCCUGUUCUGGGAAAUGCAUAGAUUGUACAAUAGGAUCAGUUAUUAGCAGCAGCAGUAAAAGAAAGAAACGGGGCGGAUUUGCCAUUAAGGGGUAGUUAGUCACAGUUUUGUCGAGUAAUGUAAUUGCUCUUGGGAAAUGAUGGUGUUUUGACAAUGUAAUAUUAUUAGUUCAGUAUUUAAUUUGGGAUGGUGUUCAGAACAUGUUGAAAUGGUUUGGGAGUAAUGAAACAGUGUCAUUUUUGUUA